GGUACAACUGGCAACUGAACGCAGACUUCUACUUCCACUCCACCAUACACGUCACAACUGUUGCUUCUCUCUUCCUUGACACACGUCACACACGUGUUCCUUCCAUCCUGACAUCACACAUCAUUUACAUAACUAUUCUUUAGAACCUGCGCUCGGUUUCCAGAUAGUAUCAGAGAGUAAGCUUGUGGAAGAGCAUCACACCGCGUCUGCAAGCACAACUAGAAGAUGGGUAAUCAGAAGUCUGAAUGCUUCUACGCGCGGAGGGUGUGGCUGCUGGUGUUGAUAGCGCUUGUUGUACAGCAGUCAACCGCACGCUUCAUUGAGGACGACUGUCCCGGAGUAGUGGGUAACAGAAACGUACACAGCAUGGUGAUGAGAGUAUGUGAAGAUUGCUAUAACGUCUUCAGGCAUCCUGAAGUAGCUGUCGGGUGUAGGAGGGCCUGCUUCUCCAGUAAGAUGUUCAAGUCUUGUCUCUCGGCUCUGCAGCGUGAGGAAGAGUACCCAGACUUCUUGAGAUUAAUUGGCAUUCUCAACGCCGGACGAAAGUGAAAAUCUCCCUGCCAUCUGCCCCAUUCUCAUACAUUGAUUCAGGAUGCUUUUGAAGUCACAUGCGACAAACUCCGUUCCAUUGAUGUCAACUGGUUGACCAUCAAUGAUCACUCUGCACCAGGAAAUAUUGAUGAACGCAUUAGUGCAUCAGUACUACUGUAUUUGCUAUUCCCACUUAGCCAUAUUUAUUAAAGUGUGUGUGUGUGUGUGUAUGUGUGUGUGUGUGUGUGUGUGUGUGUGUGUGUGUGUGUGUGUGUGUGUGUGUGUGUGUGUGUGUGUGUGUGCGUGUGAGGAUAUGGAUUCAGAUGUAUGGUUCAAGACCGGAUUUAUUGUUUACUUGCCUCGUGGGCACUAUCAUACCUAUUCUCAAAGCUUUGUGUAUGUGUGUACUCUAGCUAUAAUCACCAAGCUGUGAUGGGGGUUGAGCUCCAGCUCCUGAGCCCGCCUUUGAACCUUCACUUGACUUGUGUAGUAGGCUCCUUGCCCCUUGUGUUCAGUUACAACCGUCUUUUAAAUCCACGUGAGGAUUUAAACUUAGCCACGACAACACUGUACUGAAACCAGUUUGUGUGUGUGUGUGUGUGUGUGUGUGUGUGUGUGUGUGUGUGUGUGUGUGUGUGUGUGUGUGUGUGUGUGUGUGUGUGUGUGUAUGUGCGUGUGUGUGUGUAUGUGUGUGUUUACGGUCACUCGAAAAUUCUUCAAUUAUUUACUAAUGUUUAGAAUUCUUUUACAAUUAUUUCCACACUAUAGUUAUUUUUAUAUUAUUUAAAUUCCUGAUCAUAGUUAAGUUUUUAAAGAAAUACCCACAAAAAUUACCAAAAAAAUAGAAUCAUUCUAGUCAACACAAACCAAAGAGAAGACAGCGCUAAGCCCUGGAGUCAGUAUGGACGGAACGCAUGAAGAUUCGCACACUAUUAAGACCCUUGACUGCAUAUGUGAGAGAAAUCAUUGCCAAUUAUUGACAAACGAAGAUGAAAAUACGUAGAGAUAAAUAGUAUAUAAUACCGACACGAUUGGAAAAAAGUCUUCUGAAUCUAUGUUUAUUUUUCCAAUGAAAAUAAACAUUUAUUGAAACAACUUUCCAAGGAAAUAUGUAUUGUUUUGAUCUUCAUUAAAUAAAUCAGUUCCAGCUCAUUGAUAAAUUAAUUGAGCCUUGAUACAGUGAAGAAUAAAAAACACAAUAUCCAUAGUUGGAAUUAUUCUAAACUAUCACACAAAGUCAGACUACUUUUCGGUUUGUCCUCGACCAUCUUGAAUCUGAUCAAGGUCCGAGUCUGACCAAGAUAUUUGAAGUACGAUAAUCUAAUUCCGUGCUGGUAAUAAAUGGUAGCUCAAGUUAAUAUGGUUUAUAACUAUUCAUGUGUCACAGUUAGUGUGGAAUUGGCAAGAACAAGCCAAUUUGAAUCCCCAGGAGGCAAUUUAUUUUCAGUCUGAGAUCAAUAUAAAGUGAAAAAUAAAGGCAAGAUUUUAUAAUGCAUAAUAUAAGACCGCCUUUUGAUAUGGCCAAUACUCCAGUAUUGGCCAUAUCUUAGGUACAUACUCCAGUAUGUACCUAAGAAGGAAUUUAUUUUGAUCUUAAAAAAGGAUAUUUAAUCUUGAAACUCAAAACUCUCCGUCAUUGUUGUGUAAAAGUCACCUUUAAGAACACAAAUUUUCCAAGAAUACUUGAUGUAAUUUCCUUCAGAAAUUGUCAUAGAAAGUUUUCACUGAUAAAUUAAAUUAUUUAUUCAUUUAUUAUAUUUGUAGACGUAUAUAUGUACGAAAAAAAUGUUAUAUUUCAAAACAAACAAAACGGAUAAUUACAUAUUGUGAUUAUUGUUUAGAUAUUGGAAUUUAUGAAUUUAAAUAGCUUAGAGAACCCAAUGAUUAGUAUACUGUGGAGAGCCUAAAGAAUUUUCUGUUUUUGAGUCAGUUGUUAAGUAUACUGUAUGGAGCCUUUUGCUUUGUAUACUUUAGAAAGCGAAGUGAUCUGGAUACCGUGGAGAGAGUAUGGAGUAUAUUAUACUCGAGACACUUUGGAUUUGGAUGAACAAUUAGCAGAUAAAUAACUCUUGAAUUUUAAUAAUAUUGCUUAUAGAGCGAUUCUAAGUGUAUACCUAUUUGGGUUUACUUAACCUGUGAAUCUUUA
This is a messenger RNA of Cherax quadricarinatus, 2677 nucleotides long. RefSeq names its product molt-inhibiting hormone. Gene Ontology annotation, molecular function: neuropeptide hormone activity. Gene Ontology annotation, biological process: circadian rhythm. Gene Ontology annotation, cellular component: extracellular region. Lineage: Eukaryota; Metazoa; Arthropoda; Malacostraca; Decapoda; Parastacidae. The record is from RefSeq and is a predicted model, not a curated record.